Molecule: messenger RNA, 1497 nt
Organism: Drosophila bipectinata
Lineage: Eukaryota; Metazoa; Arthropoda; Insecta; Diptera; Drosophilidae
Source: RefSeq, a predicted model, not a curated record
UGUUGCUAGACAACAUCGAAAUUUCACAAAACAAACAGAGCCAGCAGCAACAGCUUUAUCGAUACGUCGUCCCAGUCCUGACCCCCGCGUUCAGUUUAUCAGAGCAGCAAAAUGGACAGCCGAAUGUCCACGAACCGGAUGAGUGUAAACCGAGCCUCGGUUGCGGCGCGGCAGCGGCAGACCCGCACCGGCCGGAUGACCCGGCACACGAUCUUCACCAUGAAGCGCCCCAUCACCUUCCAGGUGCGCCGGUCGCUGGUUGAAUGCGUGGACAUGGAGCUGGCGGACAUGGAAACCUCGGUGUUUUACCAGCGCAUCUUCAUUCUGGCCAAGAACUGCCGCCUGACGCCUCCACAAUCGGAGGCGGGACCAGCGCCGCCGGUCCCUGAUGGUGGCGAUCCGGGGGAGGUGGGAGUGGGCGAGAUCUCCGCUCCGGGAGUGGAGUUCGGCGAGGACCCGGUAUUGAUUCCAAGCGACUCUCCAUCCAAGACAACGACCGCUUCGAAUUUGAAUCGCAGCUCCGUGGAGGUACCCGCGGAGGAGAAGGAUGCCACGGCCACAGAAAAAGAGGUGCUUACCCACUCAUUCCGCUUUGGCGAUGACGAGGAAGUGGUUGAGGCCGAGGAAGCCGUCGAGGAGGAGGAAGAACCGCCCACUGAAGCGCCUUCGCCGGGGAAGCCAAAGGACUUCUUCGCUGUCUUCACCGAGCGGCUCCAGCAAAUCCACAAGCAGUGCAAAGCGACAGCCAUAACCCCGGAUCCCAUGUGUGGCGUCUACAUCUACAUGGGAGAGUACAGCUUGCUGAUGCUGGAGACCGCGGAGGACAUGAUGGGUUGUUUCUGCCGGGAACUGGCCAGCUGCUGCGAAGAUUUCUGGCAGGCGAACCGGGUGUUUCUCAUUGAGGAUCACAUACACGAACUGUACACAAAGGAUCUGAUAUUCCGUCGCAUUCCGGCCGUCUUCUUGAACGAAAAGUUUCCCACCUCAACGCCCACGGACGAGUAUUUGAUGGGCAAGCAGCACCUCAUCAUCAAGGAAAAGCUGCUCACCAUCUGCCGGCUCCUCUCAGAGGCUGAGCGGAUAGCCGACCCGUACAUGAGCUCCUCCGAUGAGGAUGACUUGCUCGCUCCCAAGUCCAAGACGUCCUUGCCGAGCGAUCAGUUGCCGGUCGAUGUUUACCGGAAACACCUUCCUGAGAUCCAGCGGAUCGAGCUGGUGCUGGCCUCCACCAGGUUCUACUAUGACCUCCUCGACUUCAACGGCCUCUACGGCCGCAUGCCAUUUGGACCCGACGAGGAGGGUCUCUACUGGCCCAUCCAGAACAACUACACGCCGGGCAACAUAUUCUGGCGCUCUCCCUACGACAUCAACCUCACGUUUGCAGACUACAGCUCGGUAACGGAACGGCGUGAUACUGCCACCAGUCUCCUGGAGGAAGGCGCGGCUGAGGUAGAGGCACCAGCCAAGGAAGAAUCGCCAGAGAAAGCGGACUAAAGG